UGAAACGCUUUUUGUGCGUCCAUCUAAGAGGAAUGCUUCAUGCUUUAUCAAGAUAAACGGUUGCCUCGAUUAUACAUUCUUUGUUGAUUGGACUCAUUAGAUACACCCAGAAAAUACAUGUCCAUUAUGUUCAAUGUUUAUCUAGAAGUUGGUUCAGAUUCUUUCUAAUAGUGAAAUGAUUAGUUACACACUCCAAUUGCCUAAGUUGGACAAUCUUUGACUCUUAAUAUACUUGUCGGGACUGCACUGUUUGAGAAUGUAAGAUUUCAUGGUCGUGGACUCAUUCAAGUUUCCCUCUAGUUGAGAUGAUCAUCGACUGAUUCGAGUUUCCUUUUGCUCCCUUUAAAAUCUUCAAUCACGACAACAUUCUGCAAGCUGAAAGUCGUGUGUAGAACCCAUCUUAGGUGAGACUUUCAUAAUGAGUACUACAAUAUAGUUACUUUUUAACGAUUCCAAAGACCUUAUUAAAUAAUAUGCUAUACAUGUUGGUUAUGUGAUGAUUUGAAAGCUUCAUGUAGUUUUGCCUAAUUAUUGAGGCAUCAUGUACUCAUUUUAGUUGCCUUUCAGCUCCCCUUUAAAUGCAUCAAUUGUGAUGCAUUCAGAAACUUGGAAGUUUUUGUAUGGAUUCCUGGAAGAGAUAUUGGAAAAGAAGAUUCAAAGGCUGGUUUUUAUAACAUUAUUUUUGAAAGAUCCAAAAAAUACUAUAGUCAUGACAGUUUGUUUUUUUUUAUGUCAAGCGUGGGUUUUGUUUCGUGUUAUGAUUAAAAAAAUCAGUCUACUUAAUCUAGUUGUCAUUAUACUCCAUGCCAUAUUUCUCAAUUGCACUAUCACUUGUGAAUUGGAAAGCCUGAAUGGAGUCCUUGAUAGGAACUUAGAAAUGGUAACUUCAUCGUCACUGUCUCGCUACAAAACCCCAAGGAUUACAUGAUAGUUCAUGUUUUUGUUUCAAUUACAACUUUACUAGACAUGACAUAACUCCUGACAUGCUAUUCCUUGUUUUAUGAUGCUUAUCUUGCCUGUUAAAGGGUUGUCAUUGUGAUCCUAUAUCCUUGUCCUUCCGGGCUGAUCACAUUGUGAGAUAUUUUUUGUGUCACCAAACUGUGUUUGCUCAAUCUGUCUUUUGAUUUCCUAGAAAUGUGAUGCCAUGAAUAGGGUAAAGUGGUUCCGAGGAUGAUUAUACAGUAGCAACAUGAUGAUCCAUUUAUUUUGGUUGGACUAGUGUUUCUAUGAUUAUUUAUAUUAUAAUGUCCCCUUUCUUCUGGAUUGACGGUAUCUGUUGUUGUCUGAUCUGAAGUGAUGGUUGAUUUAUCGCUAUCUUUCGAUUUUCCCUCAAUUCCUCUAAUUUAUCGAGGUGCUUCUGUUCUAUGCAAAUUGAAACCCAUUUUGUGUCCAACAAGAGCCUAAGCAAUGCUUCAUGCCUUAGCAAGAUAAACUGUUGCCUGGUUAUACAGUCUUGGUCGGUUUGACUCAUCAUAUGUUUGUUGAGACCCUACCUUGUUAUUUGUAAAACCUGUUGUUAGUCCUAGAAGGGAACUUCACAAUGCGUAUUCUUUUAUAGAUAAAAGCCAGCUACGCUUUUUUCCAAAAGACUAUCUUUACUGUUUCAAUCCUUGGCGUUUAGUGCCAAAAGCCCUAUGGACUUUCUCUCGCAAAAUGGUUUGGUCCAGCUCCCCGUGGAAAGCUCCCAAGUCCCACCUUGCCUCCUCUUCGCAAUGCUGCCGCACGCCAUCGCCCAUGCCUCCUGUUAACCACUGCUCACCCACGCCAACAGCCAUGUACGGCUACAGCAACGACUCCACUGUGCUUUGGAGAAGAGAUACCAUCCCCGAAGCGUCGACGCCCUCCCUGUCUCGCAUCAGCCUGUCAUGCUUCCGUACUGCUAUGCCUUGCCGACCUCACCCCUAAUCCACAAUCAUGGGCUGCCAUCUCAGCCGUUCCGUACUUUCACCAUUCUUUUCACCUCCUCACCUUCGUUCCCACACGCCAAACCCAUGAACUGUACAAUUUCUCCUUACUCCCCUCGAUUAAGGGAAGAUCCAGCUCUUCUGUUUAACCCCUCUCAAAUUCAUCUACACGACCUCUUCAAUUCCAUUGUUCCUCUGUUCCCCAUUUGCGUACCCAGUUUUUCAGGCGAGGCUCUCUUCCACCCUCACUUCGGCCAUCAGCAAUAAUGGAACAGGUGAGCCUUUUUCUUAGGUUGCAGGCGAGCCUCUUCGUUCUUCCUCUCUCUCUCUCUCUGUGUGUAUUAUUAUUGGGUGUUUGGGUGAUGUUUGGUUUUAAUUUUCUUUUUCUUCAUCGAUUACAAUUCUCAACGCUACUGUUUGGUUUUACCAUCGCAGCGACGACCUCUCUUAACAGAAUCGAACAAUCAAAGGUGAAUCAAAAUAUUUUCUUAAGUUGACCAUUAAGGUUUGUAUUAGGUAUAAUGGUUAUGUCGACUGAACCUUCUCCUUUAUGUUGCUAGCUUUCUUCAAUCAUUGUCGUUUCCUUCUCUUUGAAUUACACCAGCCUGCUAUUUCAUUGUUCUAUCAUGUUAAGAGAGGUGGCAGCUGCAAAUAGUAAAACAAAACAGUAUGUUAGAUAUAGAUAUUUACUAUAUUUCGAACAAAUUCGGAAACUUUGCUUAGAUUUGUAUUCUAUGCUUUAGAUUCUUUUAUUUGUUCAAGGUGCCUGAACUUCAGAAUUACUGCAAUAUGCUUUUCCUUAUUAAUAGUUUUUGCCUGGUGUUUAUUUGUUCAGGAGGUGGCUAGCAUGGAAAAUGAAGGUGAUUUGGUUUGGCCUUCAUAAUUUGGUAGCAUGGAAAUGAGUAUAUCUUAUUUCGUAUUGGUUCUCAGUCUCAAUCAGGUCAGUUUUUCAGAGUUUCGCAUUGUUUUCAUUGGUUCUUUGUACCUAUUUUUUUCUCCAGAAUAUGAUUUUGUCUCAAUUCAUCUUGAGCUUAAGCAACUAAGACAAAAAAUUUGUUCAUCAACCGGAAAUAAUUUUUAGUCUACCUAAUUAACGGAACUAUAAUCCAAGUUCAUUUGCAUUAUGUUAAGCUGCACUAACUCUGCACUGUUAGUCAUGUUAGGAUGCUGCUUGGUCCUGUUCCUUACAUAGUCAAUGUUCAGCUUUCUGACUCAUCUUGCACAUCAAUUGCCCUUUAAGAUAACUUCUACUGUUACUGUGUGAUUUCAUCCUUUUAUAUCGGUGUCAUUAAUGAGUUUAGAUGUUGUGUAAAGAUUGGUGGAGAACCAAACAAUUGAAGAAUAUUCGAAGUUAACCAAUACUGUUGUUGUUGAUAUCAACAAGAGCCAGGUUGCAUUUCUUUUUCUGCCUCUAUUGGCUGCACAAAUUUUCUGGAUUUUUUUCUGGUGGAUUUCCCUAAAUAUGGAAGUCAUGGUUUAGGUCAAGUCACCAGAUUGAUUUAACUCUAAAUCUGAUGAACCAGCCUGCAGACCAUGUUAGGAGGAACAUUGUGACCAUGAUGAGAAACGAUGCAAGGAUGAUGAAACAGAAAUUGAGCAAUUUGGAUGAAGAUGCAAGGAUGGAUCAGUUAAUACUUCUUAGGUUGAAGGUUGUUCUUCAAGUUGCUGGGGAAUAACACAAAUAAGCAAUAGAGAUAUACAGAUUGUUGCUAUCACUUAUUCAGGUACAAUGUGAUUUGUAUGUACCUUUUUUCCAACAGUAUGUUCAAUUUCCAUGUAAAGAAGGUUAAUCGUAGGAUCCAUUUCUACAUUUUCAAGGAAGUGCAGAGGGGAGCUUAGAGCUGGUACCAUGUAGAUUUCUAUGUCAGAUGCUGCUUAGAACUGGCGGUGAGGCUGUAACCUAUAGGCCUAUGACUUUGCUGCUACUGUGUUUAUGUUCUGCUACCUGUGUAAAAUUAUUGUUCUAGGUAUUGAUCAUGGAUACUUGGGAUUCUGUAGUUCAACAAGGAGGCAGGAUACCAGGCUGAGGAAACCAAACUGAGGGUUGACUAUGUAGCUCCACCUCAACCUCCUUCUCCUGCUCACAGGUUGUGUGGUGAUCUCAAUUUCAUGUUCAAUUUUGGGAUUUUGAAACUAAUGGCCGUUGUUGGUUAAAAAAAAGUUGGCAGUACAUUGACUCCAUGUUGGACCGUUCCCUCCUUUGCUUUCAUGAAUCAAAUCGUCACGCUGCAGAAAUUGAAAGAGGCGGUAUGUAUAGGUGCAGCAAAGCUUACCGUUUUCCUAAUUUGAUGCUUAAAUACUGGGUUUAGAUAGGGGAUGAUUAUUUUCCUUUUCCUUUUGCUAGGGGUAGCAAAGUAACUAAGGAGCAGUGGGGCAAUCGCCGUGACUGGUGGCUAAAAUGGUGGUUUAGGUUGGGGUUGACACACUUGGAAUGGCUAUUGAUUCUGCCGUUGGGGUGCUGCUGUCAUUUUGUAUUUCACAAUAGUCCAUUGAACAUGAAAUAUUUUCUAACAAGUUCUCUUUCGUCUUGCAAAGUUCGUUGUCUCUGUUUUCUCUUAGUUUGUUAAGCAAUCACCAUUGUUUACCUUAUGUAACCGUAAAUUAAAAUGGAUUGUAUACCAAGCAUUAUCUUUGGUGAUAGGACUCUGAGGUGCCAACAAAGAGUAUGAUCAUUGAUCUCUCCCUCCUAUUAAUGCCACAUUGCUGAACAAAACACGCAACGUAGCCGCAUGCAUUGAUUCACAACACUUGGUAAAAUGAUGUUGUUCAACUGGAAAUACUUGCUUCCUGUACAGAUGCCAUUGCUUUUGACUAUUGGCCAUAGCUAAGUGUUACGGCAAAUACCCGUCUUUUUGCAAGUAGUGGAAAUUCCUGUACCAAGGAGACUGGUACAAUAAGUUUGCAUGCCUAUUUUAGAAGCUCAAGUUUCCUUUUUGGUGAUCGUGUGGGGUAGCUUCAGCUUGCAGGUUUUGGUCUCUUAUAUUCCCUGAGGUCAAUGCUUUAGAGUAUCUUGAAGUUUUCUAAAUGUUGGGUCUAUUUUUCAUCUAAGCUUCCUCCUUUCUUCUCUAUAAUACAGUGAAAAAAUCAAUACUUUGUGAUGAACUAUGGACUCUUCCAUAGAGCUGGGAGUGAAUGUUUAGUGUGCCCUCAAGUUGGUUUCUGAAUUUUGGGUUUAACCAAAAAAACAUAACCAUUCUCUUAGAGAAACAAUUGUUCAACGCCCAGUUUCUCAUGUGUGUAUAAAUUGGUAGAGUACAUGCGAAGUUUUGACGUAGACCUGUUGCAUUCAUUCUUGCUUCUUCAGAAAUGGUGGACUUUGUUAGGCUUUGGGAUCAUGGGGACAUGGACUCAUGUUGCUUGAAGUAUUAAGUGGAAAGCAACCAACUGAUGCAUCAUUCAUUGAGAAGGGUCUGAAUAUUGUUGGUUGAAUGUGUCUCUUUACUUUGUACUCUCAAGAUUGUGAUAAGAAGUUUUGGCAGCCCUGCUUCAAAAGUUAUUUUUGAUCAUUACAGAAUAUAUUUUGGAAGGCCUGCUACUUCGGAAUAUUAUAGCAUGUGAGUGUCACAGAUAACUAACAGACUACUCUUUAGUUGAUAAAUAGUUUUGAAGUUUUAUCUUAUUAAAUGAUUAUAAUUUGAAGUUGACCAAAAUGUCUGCAUGCUUUUCUAUAAUCAUUGUAUUGUAAGUUGUCUGGACUGGCAUGAUAAUUUGCGUAUAUAAUUUCUAACUAUUUAUGUCUAUUGAUUAUAUUGCAGCUAUUAAUUAAAAUAGUGUUAAAUCACCCGCGGCGUAGCCGUGGGUAUUGAUACUAGUACUACAUAAUAAGAUAGAUCAAGGUAAUAGCUUGUCCAUGUAAGUUUAAUGCCUAUCUGAAAGCCAGGUCCGAUUUUGCCUUAGAAUAAGAUGAUCAGAUGCUCACUCCCGUUGCCCUUCUGUUCAACUUCUGUUGUGACUGCCUAGUGGUGGAAGAAACACAAAUGAGCUCCAAGAAACCUGUGGACUCCUUGAAGGACUUGCCGCGCAGUUCAGUGGUUAGCCUUAGGGAUGACAACAAAACCCGAACCCACGGGUACCCACUCGAUCCAAUCCGGUCAACGCGGGCAAAAUUCGUGUUGACGGGUUUAGGGUCAGUUUGGGUUUAAACCCGUUCAUUAUUCACCGGGUUGGGUUGGGUUGAGUUUAGGUUUAGGUAAACUCGACCCAUGGGUACCCGCCCACACUCUUAUAAUUAAUUUUCUCGGUAUAUUUAAUAUUCUAAACAACUGGUCUUAUUUAUGUUUGUGGAGACAUGUGUAAUUUUUUCAUUCUAAUUGUGUAGAAUGAAGUUGAUGUUAUCGAGUGGAGAGUGAAGAAACUUAAUUGAAAGAAAGAAGCUUUCAAUUAAUCAUGUUAUUUAUGGAUAAUUUGUGAUUGGCUACAAUUUUCUUGAGUUUUCUAGAUUGGUGUUGAUUGUUGAACAAUUUGUAUAGUUAAUUUGUGAUUUGCUUGAAUUUUCUAGAAUGGUGUUUUAUAUAUGGAUCAUUUGUAUUGAGAGAUUGAUAUUUGACUUUAAUUUUGAUAGGAACUUGUUAUUGUAAAUUUUGUACGACAAAAACCCGUGGGUACCCAUGAACCCGCAGAUACCCAGCGGGUUGGGUUUGAGUUUUUUCAAACCCAAUUGGUUUUACCCUGAGUUUUUUUCACGUAUAAACCCAUGAGUAUGGGUUUAGAUUUGGCAAAACCCAACCCGACCCAUUGCAUGAAAGAAAGCAGCAUCAAGUCCUUAGGUAUCAUUUUUAUGGUUUUUGCCCUUCUAAGAUUAUUUUUACUCAUUCUGGUUAGUGGUUACCUGCCCUUGUGCUACAUUUCCGGUUACUCGUGAUGGUGUUUUGUAAUCAAAAAGUCCUUUAUGGUUCCCAGAAGAGAGAAUGACAUCAUAGAUAGACCAAGAUGUCAAAUCAGGGUGCUCAAUUAGUAUGAUAUUGACCGUUUUGGGCCAAGCCCGCACAGUUUUACUCUUGGGUGUCCUCCCCAAAAGGCCUCGUACUAAUUGCGCUAGGUGGACACUAAUAUACAAGGGUCCCUUCCCUUGUAUUAUCGAUGGUGGUACUUGGAUUGUCAGGAUUGUCCCAUAACAAUCCUCCCCUCAAGACAAGGACCACGAACAUCGUGUCCUCACCUCAACAGCCCAGACGCAGAUCUCCCUUUGAUCUGCUUCCCAAAUGCGGAACUCUCUUUGAUCCGCCAAACAGACGUGGGUCUCUCCUGGAUCCAAACUGACAUCCACCGCCCUGGAUCCAAACCAUGCUCUGAUACCACUUGUCAAAAUCGGGCUGCUCAAUUAGUAUGAUAUUGUCCGCUUUGUGCCAAGCCCGCGUGGAUUUACUUUUAGGUGUCCUCCCCAAAAGACCUUGUACUAAUUGCGGUAGGUGGACACUAAUAUACAAGGAUUCCUUCCCUUGUAUUACCGAUGUGGUAUUUGGAUUGUCCCAUAACACAAGAAAAUGCAUUGUUUAUAUAAUUUCAAUGAUUAUUUGAAAGUUGAGUACUGAGUUGCCUUGUAAUAAGUGAUCAGUUACUCAUUGAGUUACCUUUUGCUCCACUUCAAUUAUGACAAUGAUUUGUAUUCAGAAAAUACAAUAUAGAUCCCUAGAAGGGAACUUGAGAAUAAAUAGUGUGGUGAUGCUGAGGUAAUUACCGUGGUUAUUAAGGGUAAAUUGGGUAUGGAAAAAUAAAUUAUAUUAAUAAAUUUUUUAAUAAAUUAUAUUAAUAAAUUUUCUAAUAAAUUACAUUUUUUGUAGUUACAAAAAUCUAUUAAUUAAAAUUCUCUCUUUCUCUCACUUCCGUAAUCUCCAACCAGAUUUCCUUUCCAUAUUUUUCUCAAUCUUUCUGCAAAAAAAAAAAAAAAAAAACGAAAUCAGUACCAAUCCAUUAGACAAACACUACCACUUUGAAAAACAUCAAUACCAUUGCAGAAAUAAAUCUAUACCAUUACACGAAAACUACCAAUAUAAACAAUCUAUACCAUAAACAAACAAUACCAUUGUAGAAAUAAAUCUAUACCAUUACACGAAAACUACCAAUAUAAACAAUCUAUACCAUAAACAAUCAAUACCAUUGCAGAAAUAAAUCUAUACACGAAAACUACCAAUAUAAACAAUCUAUACCACUGCACAUUGAAUCAAUAAACAAAAAUUACUAGAUCUAGGUUUUUAAAUCUAUACCACUGCACAUGAGAGAGAGAGAGAGAGAGAGAGAGAGAGAGAGAGAGAGAGAGAGAGGGUACCGAGGGUGGUCGGGGGCUGCUGCCGGCGGUGGCCGAGGGUAGUCGGGGCUGCUGUCGGCGGUGCGACGGGAGUAGUACGUGGAGGCGGCUGCGAUGGGUUUGGCUGGAGGGAGGAUAGAACUAGGGUUUAGGUAGAUUAUAUAGAAUAAUCAGGUGUGGUCACAUUUUAAUUUCCAAAAUUAUCCUAAAAGAAUCUUGACCGUAAGAUAAAAAUAGAAGAAAAAAUAAUUAAUCAAAUGAUAUAUAAAGAGGUUGCCACCGUGAUUACUAAAAACAAAUAAUCACCCUAACCCAUUCCGUGAUGCCGAUGCUCUGUUACUUGUUCGGAAUGGAGUCCCAAAAUGGAACUGACAGAAUUCUAUCAACUUAUUGAGGGGCGUAGGAAUGGUUAUUACCAGAUUAUCUCAAAUCGUCACCUUAACUCACACCCUUUCUGUUCAGAUUCUACUUACAGGUGCGCUGCUCACUUUAAUACAUCUAAUCAGAAAACUAGAAUUGGGUAUUUAUUUAGAUUGAUAUGGUAUAAAAGACUCACCCAUUAGAGGUAUAAACGAUUCAAAUUAUU
Molecule: messenger RNA, 8734 nt
Organism: Linum trigynum
Lineage: Eukaryota; Viridiplantae; Streptophyta; Magnoliopsida; Malpighiales; Linaceae
Source: the annotation of a GenBank genome assembly